CCGUGGUCACCAGCCGCGGGGUCUAGUGGGAGGAGCAGUUGCCCAGCUGCCGCCCGGCGCUUCCUGUUUCCGGUUCCCGGAGUGGAGCACCGCGAGGCGCCGUGGGGAACGCUGGCGGUGACAAGAUCCCUGGGACCGGGGUCUGCGGCUGGCCCCUCGCUGGCCCUGUCUCCCAGCCCCAGGCAGGGACUCCCCUUGGGAGUCUGAACUUUGGCCACUCCCUUUGCUCACGACACUAGAACUGAGGAGUUGGUAAACUGCUUUGGAAGUUGAGAUAUUCUUUUUUAAGCAUACCUUGCAGAAAUUAUCAACAACAGCCUGUAGACAGUAACUCUUCAUCAAGGCCAGCACUGUCCUCUUUGCUGAAUGUACAUUGUGUCCCUGUCCUGUAGGGGCACAGGAAGGACAGCAGCAUAUACACUUUCUCCCAAAAGGAUGUACCCCUUCUACAGCUGCUGGGGGACAGGACUACUGCUGCUGCUACUCCUGGCCAUCAUGGUAAGAGAAUCCUGGCAGGCAGAAGAAAAAACCUGCGACCUGGUAGGAGAAAAGGGCAGAGAAUCAGAGAGAGAGUUGGCUGUACUGAAGAGGAUGACACCACUGUUUAACAAAAGCUUUGAGAGCACUGUGGGCCAGGGGCAAGACACAUAUAUGUACAGAUUCAGGGUGUGCCGGGAAGCCAGUAACCACUCCUCCGGGGCAGGCCUGGUGCAGAUCAACAAAAGUAACGGGAAGGAGACAGUGGUGGGGAGAAUCAACGAGACUCACAUCUUCAAUGGAAGUAAUUGGAUUAUGCUGAUCUAUAAAGGGGGUGAUGAAUAUGACAAUCACUGUGGCAAGGAGCAGCGUCGUGCAGUGGUGAUGAUCUCCUGCAAUCGACACACCCUAGCGGACAAUUUUAUCCCUGUAUCUGAGGAACGAGGCAAAGUCCAAGAUUGUUUCUACCUCUUUGAGAUGGAGAGUAGCCUGGCCUGUUCCCCAGAGGUCUCCCACCUCAGUGUGGGUUCUAUCUUACUUGUCACGAUGGUUGUGACUUUGUGUGCCGUUCUAAACCCCGAAAUGUGCCUGCUACAUAUCGUGGUGUGGGGGAUGAUCAGCUGGGGGAGGAUUCAGAAGAAAGGGAUGAUCAUUUACUACCAAUGUGAAUGCACUUUAUACGCCCGGCUUCUUCAGUCCCCCAAACCAAAGCAUACUCAGCCAGAUUUCUUAAGCAGUCUAUUGCAGCCUCUCAUCUCACCCUAAAUGUUGCUCUUGCUUUCAGUUUGCUUUUGGUUUACAUCCUUUUCUCACUAUAGAAAUGCUUUCCCUUUGUUCCCUAUUUUUGUUUUUCCCUCUAGAGAGGUACUAUAAGGCCUGUGACAAAAGGCACUAUGUCUUGGUAUAGGAAGGUACAUGUAGGACUAGUUAUGAGCAAAAGCAUGUGGCAGAUUUGCUGGCCUUUUCAAACACAUUUUCACAAGUUUUUGAGACACUGGAAUUCUUUUGAAAAAAGGAAAGAAACAUUAUUUAUACACGGUUUGAUUGCUUUCAUGCUCAUAGUCUCCAUGAGAAUUCGCAUGUAAGUUCCUGCUGCUUGAAACUACUUUGCAGUCAAUACUUGGUCGUAGUCCAAGUAGUCAUUUGGUCUGAACCUGGGGACGUAGUAGACCUGCUUCUCCCACCUGUGGGGUUAGGAUUGGAAAAGUGAAAUUUCCCAGUUAGAGGAGUAUAAGGUACCAUCACAUCAUUCAUUGGCAUUUUAGUAACUUUGUAGCUGGAAUUGGCCCUCGAUUGUGGUCUUGCAGUUACUAGUCCACAUGUAGCCAAAAUGCCUAACCCGCAGGUCUGGUCAUUAAAUAAGGAAACUGAAAGUGAUCUCUCCCACUUGCAGUAAAGGUUGGUAAAGCCUUUCUUACCAGUGUUUCUAAACAGGUAGCACUUUCUUCACAGGCUUGUCAUUUUGACUUUAUUUUUUCAAUCUUCUGGAAAGGGAAUGGAGGUAGAAGCAGGACAUCUAGGGCUCUGCAUUCUCUGCUCUAGGCAUGGGAUUCUACUAUGCCUGUCCCUGCUUCUGGCUCAGGGAAGUAUCUUCUUGCCCACAUUUCUGUGGGGAGUUUUUAAUGCUCUCCACCUUUCUAUUUAGGCCAUGUGCCCAGAAACCUGGCCUGAUCUUUAUUUAAUAGUGAACCUGUGCCAUUGAAGAGUAACCUGGCUCCAUGGGGCACCAGAGGAUGGAAUUAACAGGCAGGGGCCUUUUACAGCCUUAGAGGAGAAAAUGAUAUUAUUUCAUCCUUGGACUUUUAAAUACUGUUGGAAUGACUUUUUUCUUUAUAAACAAGGGAAAAUAAUGUUACAGAAAACAUCUUUUUGUUAUUUGUUCGCACCCCUCCCCACACUCUAGUGUUUUAAAAAUG
Molecule: messenger RNA, 2393 nt
Organism: Myotis davidii
Lineage: Eukaryota; Metazoa; Chordata; Mammalia; Chiroptera; Vespertilionidae
Gene: M6PR
Product: mannose-6-phosphate receptor (cation dependent)
Exons: 7
Coding region: 367-1242 (291 amino acids)
Biological process (GO): protein targeting to lysosome
Cellular component (GO): Golgi apparatus; endosome; trans-Golgi network
Molecular function (GO): protein domain specific binding
Source: RefSeq, a predicted model, not a curated record